CUGCAAAUUGGACAAGCUAACUUGCAACUUGGAAAUGCAUGCUGGGAAUUAUUCUGCUUGAAACAUGAAGUUACGCCAGAUGGGCGAUCAAAAUCACAAAUGAGGAUUUGGGAUUAUUCUUUCAUGAAGACCAUUUGUUCCCCGUGCUUGGAACCGACGGUCAGAGAUGAAGUUCGUAAUGGAACAUAUCGUCAGCUGUUUCACCCAAAACAAUUUAUCACAGGCAAAGAGGACGCAGCCAACAACUAUGCACGUGGCUACUACACUGUUGGUCGCGAGAUGCGUAACCUAGUACUUGAUAAGUUUCAAAAGUCUGCAGACCAGUAUGAUUCACUUCAAGGCUUUUGGUUUUACAAUGCGCUUGGCGGCGGCACUGGAUCUGGUCCGAACGCAUCGCUUAUCGAACGACUUGUCGUAGAUUAUGCGAAGAAAACCAAACUUACGGAUUCCAAGAUUCUAACCCAAAAUGAUAUUCUGCUUAAACUUGAAGUUAAGCCAGAUGGGCGAUCAAAAUCACAAAUGAGGAUUUGGGAUUAUUCUUUCAUGAAGACCAUUUGUUCCCCGUGCUUGGAACCGACGGUCAGAGAUGAAGUUCGUAAUGGAACAUAUCGUCAGCUGUUUCACCCAAAACAAUUUAUCACAGGCAAAGAGGACGCAGCCAACAACUAUGCACGUGGCUACUACACUGUUGGUCGCGAGAUGCGUAACCUAGUACUUGAUAAGUUUCAAAAGUCUGCAGACCAGUAUGAUUCACUUCAAGGCUUUUGGUUUUACAAUGCGCUUGGCGGCGGCACUGGAUCUGGUCCGAACGCAUCGCUUAUCGAACGACUUGUCGUAGAUUAUGCGAAGAAAACCAAACUG
Messenger RNA from Opisthorchis viverrini, 861 nucleotides. RefSeq lists its product as hypothetical. Gene Ontology annotation, biological process: microtubule cytoskeleton organization; mitotic cell cycle. The transcript is spliced from 2 exons. Gene Ontology annotation, cellular component: cytoplasm; microtubule. Lineage: Eukaryota; Metazoa; Platyhelminthes; Trematoda; Opisthorchiida; Opisthorchiidae. The record is from RefSeq and is a predicted model, not a curated record. Gene Ontology annotation, molecular function: GTP binding; structural constituent of cytoskeleton. The annotation marks the transcript as partial.